GGACCCCUGAUUUGUCUAGAUACGACUCUGACAGGUGCCACGUAGGGUUCCCGCAGCUCAAGAACUGCUUCACCUCCAGCGGUGGCUGUAUGACAGGACUCGGCCUCCCAGAGAACGCGGGGAAGGACUUCUCUGCGGACGGCCUGGGCUUCAACAAGAAGAAGAAGAAGAAGAGGCGGCACAGGACCAUCUUCACGAGCUACCAGCUGGAGGAACUGGAGAAGGCGUUCAAGGAGGCGCACUAUCCGGACGUGUACGCUCGCGAGAUGCUGUCGCUCAAGACGGACCUGCCCGAGGACAGGAUACAGGUGUGGUUCCAGAACCGGCGCGCCAAGUGGCGCAAGACGGAGAAGUGCUGGGGACGCAGCACCAUCAUGGCGGAGUACGGCCUGUACGGCGCCAUGGUGCGCCACUCGCUGCCGCUGCCGGAGACCAUCCUGAAGAGCGCCAAGGAGAGCAACGAGUGCGUCGCGCCCUGGCUGCUAGGGAUGCAUCGCAAGUCGCUGGAGGCGGCCGAGCAGCUCAAGGACAGCCCGGCGGCGGGCAGUGACCGAGAGGACUCCAGCUCGGCCCCCGGCGGCGGCUCCGACACGGCGCGCGGCGACAGCGACAACAGCUCGCACAGCUCGCCCGGGGGCAGCAGCCAGGCGUCGUCGUCGGCGGCCGCCAGUCCCAGGCCCCACCACAUGUCGGCGCCGCCGGGUCCCGGCGCCGGAGGCGGCAGCGGGGGCGUAGGCGUCGUGUCGACGCCGCCGCAAGCCUCCGCCCCUGACCCCGAGCAGCUGCGCAACGACAGCAUCGCGUGCCUGCGCGCCAAGGCGCAGGAGCACCUGCUGAGCCUGGGGGCGGCGGGGGCGGCGGCGGCGCAACCAACGGAAACAUCAGCCGAGCCAUUCAACUGCUCACAACAAAUUCAGACACCAGCAUACAAGCUUUCUUGA
Molecule: messenger RNA, 941 nt
Organism: Schistocerca nitens (vagrant locust)
Lineage: Eukaryota; Metazoa; Arthropoda; Insecta; Orthoptera; Acrididae
Product: visual system homeobox 2-like
Exons: 8
Coding region: 90-941 (283 amino acids)
Biological process (GO): regulation of transcription by RNA polymerase II
Cellular component (GO): nucleus
Molecular function (GO): sequence-specific double-stranded DNA binding; DNA-binding transcription factor activity, RNA polymerase II-specific
Source: RefSeq, a predicted model, not a curated record